GAUCACAUUGAAACAGUUUUCAUGAAGAAGCGCGCGGCAGCUUCAUUCAUACCAAACUUGUCCUAAAUCCAGCGAGCAAAGCGGAAGUAGUUGGAAAUGUAUGAAAAACAACAAGAAAAGCUGCCUGAAAAGGCGUCGUGUGUGUGUGUGUAUGUGUGUGUGUUUUCUCUGGCCUCUGUUCCUUUAAUAAACUCAUGGUUAUCUAGUGUAACAAAUGUCUCGCUGCCAUCAUCAAGUCCAGGCGAGGAGGGAGGAGUUUUUAAUGUUCAGUUUGUUCUGUGGAUCGAUGUCUGCUGGCAUCGCCUGCUGCACCGUGCGUAACAAGCCGAACCAGAACCACACGCUUUUUACGCGCAUUUAAUCCACCGAAAAGUGCGCGCGGACUGACUGACACACGUCGAUCAACCUCUGCGGCGCUGAUGGACAAAAACGGAUGGUGAGAAGAGACGAUCCGCAGCCCGGAGGAGGAAGAAGAGGAGGAGGAAGGUGAAAGAAGAGAAGGAAGAAGCCCGAUUUGACAUCUGUUUGUGGCUUUCAGCUCGAUUCCUUCCUGGAUUUUUUUUAUAUCCCGGGAGAGACCAAACAAGUCGAAGAGCCGAGAUAAAGACUCACACACUCAGUGUGUGUAUUCAUGGACUAUCGUAGACCGCAUUCAGAUUUCACCUGGGUGGUUCUGGUGGUUCUGUGGUGAACUGAAGAGACAGAAAGAGAAAAUGCCGCGGAGGAAACAGCAGGCACCCAAACGGGCUGCGGUGUACAUGCCUGAUGAAGAUGCUGCCCUCCAGGAUUGCAUCACUGAAGAAGAUGGCGAGAACGAUCCACAGACUGAAGAGGAAUGCUCAGAGAAAACCAGCCCCAAAAUGUCUGAGGACAGAGAGCUGGACAACAAGAGCACCAACACCUUCAGCAACCAGAACUCGCCUAUCAGUGUCCUUUCCAAUCAAGAGGCAGAGCUGGAGUCGCGCCUUAGCGACAGCAGCGACAGACUUUCAGACUUCAAAACCUCAUCACCACCUCAGAGCCACAGAGAAGAAGAAAGUCGCAGCUCAAAGCUUAAAGACGAGAUGGGCAGCAGCUUGGAGAAAAUGAGGGCAGCCUAUGCAAACUUCCUGUCAGAUUCCUACUGGACGGGGAUCGGGAUGGAUUUGAAAAUGGGUAAAAACACCAGCAAAGCCAACUGUGACAGCACCAAUGGAAGCACCAAGAGUGAAUUUGACUGGCACCAGGAUGCACUCUCCAAGACCUUGCAGCAGACUCUCUCCCCAAAACCUGCAUCCAAACCCAACCUUUUCAGCUCUGUCCACCUGUAUAGGCAGACCACCAAACCGUGUGGCUCCGUGUUCACUGGGGCUAGCCGUUUCCGCUGUAAGGACUGUAGUGCUGCUUAUGACACGCUGGUGGAGCUGACCGUUCACAUGAACAAGACUGGACACUACCAAGACAACAACCACAGCAAGCAGAGCAACUCCUCCUCCUCCUCCUCCAAAUCCAGGAAACGAAAUCUGCAAGACAUGGAGGGUAAAGAGGAUGCGCAGAAAGUUUUAAAAUGCAUGUUCUGUGGCCAUUCUUUUGACUCGCUGCAGGAUCUGAGUGUUCAUAUGAUUAAAACUAAGCAUUACCAAAAAGUGCCUUUAAAAGAGCCAAUUCCAGUUAUCACACCCAAAUUACUGCCACCAGCCAAGAAACGGGCCUUUGAAACAACGAGACCUUGCUCCCCAGACUCUACGACCGGAGUAUCCGGCUUCACUGAGGCACAGCGUGCUGCCACCAUUUCUAAUGCUAACAAUAACCGCUAUGGAUAUCAGAACGGAGCCAGUUACACGUGGCAAUUUGAGACAUGCAAGUCUCAGAUUCUCAAAUGCAUGGAGUGCGGAAGCUCCCAUGACACCCUGCAGCAACUCACUACACACAUGAUGGUCACCGGACACUUCAUCAAAGUCACAAACUCAGCUUCAAAAAAGGGCAAGCAGUUAGCGCUCGACCCCCUGGCCGUAGAGAAGAUCCAGGGUUUAGCCGAGCCCGCUGCCAGUGACACUGAGGGAGAAAAAGUGUCUCCAAAAAAUCCAUCACCUGGGAGCAGUGAAACAGAGAGUCAGGGGGAAGGCUCAUCAGACAAAAUGGAAGAAACUGAAACUAAAGAUGACAAGCAAGACAGCGAGGAUCAAAAAACAGGGAAUGGGGCUUUUAAGUACCCUUAUCUCCGUGAGGAGGAUCUUGAACAAGACUCAGGUGGAGGAGGGGAUAUCCUUAAAUCUUUAGCCAAUACAGUGGCCUCCGCCAUCAAUAAAGCUCAAACAGGGACCCCGAGCUGGAGUGCCUACCCAAGCAUUCACGCUGCUUAUCAGCUCUCUGGCAUCAUCAAAAGUGCCCCUCUAUCUGCGUCUCCCCCUUCUCUGCUCAAGCAGACAUUUAACCACAAGCUGAGGCCGAUCGCCCCAAAGGCGAAGCUGUACCACAGUGUUGUGGGAGCUGAGGCUCCCCAGGGACAGCAUGAAAAUGUGGACAUCAAAAAAGAAAAGGUUGGCAUUAGCGAUGGUAAAGAAAGUCAGAAUAUUAAGUUAGAUCUGGUGGAGAAUGAUGACAGCGAUUGUCAGGAUGAUUCCUCUUCCUCUUCAAAGCUUGAUGCAGACUGUGUGAAUGAAGGGAGCGAAGCGAUCAAAGGGAAGCUGAGCCCAGAUUUCUCUGACAGAGGCAAGACACCGAGCCCCACUGCCAGCAAUGGACGCAGCACUACUUCAGAGCCUCUUAGUGACACUCCAGAUAUACUUGGCAUAAACCCUCUUAGUGCACUACAGUCAGUUCUGAACAAUCAUCUAGGAAAAGCAAAUAAGCCCAACAACUCCAGAGUAGAUAAACUAUCUGCACACACACAAUCUGUUUUUGCUGAGAUUAACCGUACCAAUGAGAAACCGGCUUUAAUGCUCGGAGGUCCUUUAAGAAACCGGCCUAAUAACAGCUUUCUCUUUGUUAGUGAUGACCAGCCAAUAGACCUGACCAAAUCUAAGCACAGCAAGGUCAGCUCCUUGCUGCUCCAGCCCUCCACCCCGAUGCUGCAGAAAUAUGCUCUGUCUGACAUUGCAGAUAUGGUUAAAGUUCUUCCAAAAGCUACCACACCGAAACCCUCCAUACCGUCCAGGAUUCCCACCAUGAAACUGGAAUCAGACGUCAGGCGUUUUGAGGACGUGUCGGCCGAGGUAUACUCCGUCCACAAGCGCAAAGGCAGACAGUCCAACUGGAAUCCUCGCCACCUUCUCAUCCUGCAAGCUCAGUUCGCCUCCAGCCUGUUCCAGACCUCCGAGGGAAAGUAUUUGCUCUCAGAUCUCGGCCCUCAAGAACGAAUGCACAUCUCCAAGUUCACCGGAUUGUCGAUGACCACCAUAAGCCACUGGUUAGCAAAUGUAAAAUACCAACUGCGGAAAACAGGAGGGACCAAAUUCCUGAAGAACAUGGACACAGGUUACCCAGUCUUCUAUUGCAAUGACUGCGCUUCCCAGUUUAGGUCACCAGCCGCAUUCAUUUCCCACCUGGAAUCCCAUCUCGGGUUCCAAAUCAAAGACAUGUGCAAAAUGCCAGUGGAGCACCAGACAAAGGUGGAAGAGCCAGAACUGUCCAAGGCCCUCAGCGUCAGAGCUAACGAGGCUUUGGUCGCAGAGGAGGACAUUGACUCAAAGUUCAAAUGUAAGCUCUGCUGUCGGACAUUUGCAAGUAAUCAUGCAGUCAAGCUCCAUUUGAGUAAAACUCACAGCAAAUCCCCCGACAACCAUUCACAGUAUGUGGAAAUGGACAAGGAGUAGCUUUUCAUUUUAUUGUUGUCACUUUUUUCCAUUUUUUUAAUUUUACCCUUUUCAUUUUAAUACACGGGUCAGAUAUUUCAAUGAUUUUUUGAUUAGCAUUGUGUAGUGUGCUUCAUUACGACAGAGGAGUACAGCAAAGACACACUGAUUAGAGAUGAUGUAAGGAAACACUAAGAGAAACUUUUGCACCCUGCUCAGAUGCACCACCAGUAAUGAAAUGUAUUACUGCUUGAAGAAACAUAAUUGCUGAUGUUUGCAUGCAAUAGCCCUGGCUAUGACUACUAUUUAUUUGUAUAUGUCAAGUUUCAAUUGUAUUUCAAAGACAAAAUAAUGAACUAAUUGAACUACUUGUACAACUUCUGAUGCAGUCCACCUGCACAGACGUGCAGCUGAUUAAGCAGGUUGCCCGACACAUCACCACACACGCAGGCCUGUACAGUGUAUCGCUAAUGUAAAGAUGUUUUGUGUUGCAAAUGUAGAAGAAGAAAAAAAAGCACUUUAAUAAAUGUUUAAUCACCAGUUUAGAUGCCAAUUCUGUACAUGAUUUAAAAACAAUUAGACUGUUUGGAAACAAAGAUAUUUCAUGUAAAUAUGUUUUAGGAGAAAAACAGUGACUUUCAUGCAACAACGAUAACAAAACAAAAACAGACGACACCUGUGAUACCUGCACCUUUUUUUACUUAUUCAAAUAAAGAAUUAACAUUU
Melanotaenia boesemani (Boeseman's rainbowfish) is the source of this 4499-nucleotide messenger RNA. RefSeq names its product teashirt homolog 2. Gene Ontology annotation, biological process: regulation of transcription by RNA polymerase II. The transcript has 2 exons. Lineage: Eukaryota; Metazoa; Chordata; Actinopteri; Atheriniformes; Melanotaeniidae. Gene Ontology annotation, cellular component: nucleus. The record is from RefSeq and is a predicted model, not a curated record. Gene Ontology annotation, molecular function: DNA binding; DNA-binding transcription factor activity, RNA polymerase II-specific. The coding region runs from base 714 to 3794 and encodes 1026 amino acids.